ACACCAGAAUCCCUAAGCUCUGAAGGGGCAGGAUGAUAUACAACGUUUGAGUACAUUAUCACUUCGCCCCACACGACUUUCUAUAACAGUCUAGAGCGAGGCGAGCCAUUUCCCGCCAAAAUCAACUGGCGCGCAAUUUUAACAACUCUCGCUCAAAUAGAAAAAAAGAAAGAAGUUUGUUGUGGGAAGGUUAACGAGAAAGGAGUCGUGCUAAUUGUAACGUUAACAUCAUCGCCGCACUUUAAGCUCGUUGAAGAGAGCUAGGUUUAGGUUUGGAAAGGAGGGUUUAUCCAUCGGAGCGCAAUGGCGGGAAGAAUAUCCCACGUUUUGGUGGUCGUCUGUAUGGGCACGCUGUUUAGGACUUGUUGUUCAUCGGGUUCGUCAACUAUUAUGGUUGGUGCUAUUUUCGAUAGAUAUCUAGACUUCGGUUUUGAACGUGGUAUCAUCUCUCAUAACACCCAGAAGAAUAAAUCAAAUUCAUUUCAGUUUAUGGCUUUGGAACUACCAGCUCUACUGGAAGAUACAUUCAAUGUCACCAGAAGGCUCUGCACCCUCUACUCCCAGAACACCCUGAUCACCGGUGGCCAUUCUAAACAGGUGUGUCUCCCGACUUUGCAGUCUUACGCCAACUACUUCCUCAUCCCCUACGUAACUGCCAGCCAAUCCAAAUCAGACAUGGGUUUGACCAUCAGCAGUAGUGACUACCUGGUCUCCAUGAUGCCCUCCCUGGUCCCACCCGUAGAGGAUUGUGUCAGGUACUUCAAAUGGGACAAAUUUGCCUAUGUCUACAGUUCCCAAGAAGGAUUGCAGAGAUAUCAGACCCUUUCGUCCAGGUUUCCUUCGAAGCAAUACGACAUCACUGUUCGUCGGGUCGGAUCCGAACCCGAGACCCGGAUGCUUCUGAAGAGCUUUCGUGAUUCUGGUCGUCAUCGUAUCAUCUUCGACACCACAGGAAACGAUACUCAACUCGUGCUAAGACAGGCCGGUAUGCUCGGUAUGAUAACCAGCUCAUAUCAUUACCUUUUUCUUGACCUGGAUCUAGCAGAUGUGAACAUGGAUGAUUUUAUUUUUGGAGGGAUGAACGUAACUGGUUUUCAGCUCGUCAACAAGACCGAUCCCCACUACAAGAGUCUCGAAAUGAUGUGGUACAAACGUCAGGCGUACCUCAGGCAAGGCAAUCAAACCUUUGACUGGCCGCAGAAUAUCUCCACAUUGGGCUACCAGAAGCUGAAGACGAUGACGGCUUUGUCGUAUGACGUCACUCGUGUAUUCUGGGAAACGAUCAGCAUGUUGAAGAAGAACAAGAGAAUACAACUCCUAACGGUCAGAGCAGCCAGAUCUUGCGGCAAUCCAGGAUUCAAAAAAAUCCCUCAGGACAAAGACGUGCUGGAGUAUAUCAAAUUGAUAUCGUUCAAAAGUGCGACUGGUCACAUAGAAUUUGAUGAAAACGGAGAGCGCGCUAACUACACACUCAAAGUACUGGCACUUAAACCAACGGGAUUGCAAGAGGUUGGAACCUGGAUGCCGAACGUGCCUAAUAAUAGUAACAAUAAUAACAGCCCUCUUCUGAGUCGUCUGGUUCUCAAAGGGGAAAAUUCAGAAAGCUCAUUUCAGAACGUCAAUAAGACUUUCAUCAUUACUUCUGUUCUCGAACGACCAUUCAUGAUGUUGAAAAAUGAGAAAACUCGAACUCCUGGUAAUGGCCGGUAUGAAGGGUACUGCAUGGACCUCUUACAUGCAAUCAAUGAACACCACCCGUUCAAGUUUAUUAUCAGAGUGAGAAACGACAGCGCCUACGGAACGGCCGAUGACAACGGCACUUGGAAUGGCAUGGUCAGUGAGCUGAUAAAUAAGGAGGCCGACAUCGCGGUCGCCCCGUUGACGAUCAACUCCGACCGGGAGCGGGUCAUUGACUUUACCAAGCCUUACAUGAGUCUUGGGGUCAGCAUCAUGAUCAAGAAACCCCAGAACACUCGUCCCAGCGUCUUUUCCUUCAUGCACCCUUUGUCCUACGAGAUCUGGCUCUCCAUAAUCUUCGCCUACCUUGGUGUCAGUGUGGUUCUCUUCCUAGUCAGUCGGUUUAGCCCGGAUGAGUGGUAUACCGUAGAACAAGGAACUUUGUCCAGUGCGCCUUCCACAGAGGGCGAGAUUGAUAGAGACGAACCAAGAGACAAGAAAGCGAACAACUUCGGUAUUCAGAACAGCCUUUGGUUUUCGAUGGGCGCCCUCAUGCAACAGGGAUGUGAAGUUUCACCAAGAUGCUUGUCAGGUCGAAUUGUUGGUGGGGUAUGGUGGUUUUUUACUCUCAUCAUCAUAUCCUCAUACACUGCUAACCUGGCUGCCUUCUUGACUGUCGAGCGGAUGUCCUUUCCGAUCAAUUCGGCAGAAGAUCUUGUCAAACGUAAAGACAUCUCCUACGGUAUUCAAAGAGGAGGCUCGACACAGUCGUUUUUCUCCACGUCGAAAAUCCCGCUCUACAAUACGAUGUGGAGGUCGAUGAGCAACAACAAUACGCUUCCGUCACCGAUGACCAACUCGUCCGUGCAAGGCAUUGAACGCGUCCGCCAUUCCAACGGCAAGUACGCCUUCCUGCUCGAGUCGACGAUGAACGAGUAUCAGAAUCAGCAGAAACCUUGCGACACCAUGAAGGUGGGAUCGAACCUCGACUCGAAGAGCUACGGUAUAGGGGUCGCCAGGGAUCUCACUUUGUUAAGGGAUGAAUUGACUCUGGCUAUACUGCAACUGGGAGAAGAUGGCGUCCUUGAUAAUUUGAAGAAAAAAUGGUGGUACGACAAAGGAGAGUGCGAUCCUCAAUCUCAAGCCAUGGACCAGGCGAGUGCUCUUAGCCUUAGCAAUGUUGCUGGAAUCUUCUAUAUCUUGGUGGUAGGAAUGGGCGUGGCUAUUGGCGUUGCUCUAACUGAGUUCUACUGGCGUACCAGGUCCCAGUCGAAUAAAGAGAAGAUAUCUCUAUCGAAUGCUUUGAAAGCUAAGAUUCGUAUGUCAGUGACAGGUGAGAAAGGAAUGCCGACAUAUCCCAUCAUGAGACAAGUUAACACAAUGGCAUGUGAGAAAGCGCUGCUGUCCAAGGACCGAGAAUCACCGUCGGCUAUCCGGAGAGGGCAAACAUCCGUGUAAUAAUAUCCGACUCAUUUCAACCCAACCAUAAUAAGGAGAUGCAGGAAUUAGCUCUCCCCAAAUGAAUAUAUCUAGGGAAGCGUUUCAUCAACAUUUUUGUCCGACAAAUUGUCAGAUCUGACAUCUGUACUUGAAUUCGAUUGGCUUAGAAGCACUGUUACUAUGGUAACUGUCGGAUGAAAUGGGACAUUGUCGGAUAAAACGUCUGACAAGUCCUUUCACUAAGCGCUCCGACACCAAAGUAGCACUAAGUGGCAAAACUUGUUGUGGCUAAUCAAAACAGUCGUUGCAUGUGCACGUGUUCAACAUAAAUGCGCUAACCAAUCAGAAUGAUUGUUUCAAAUUGAUUUCAAACACAUGUGUUAACCCUACUGGAAAGAACGCAGUGUUCAACAAUGUGUGCCACAGUCUGUUCACAGUGUGGAACGCAAUGUGAAAUCACCUUCACACUGUUACAUUUGAGCAAUUUAAACACUGUGAAUCACAUUAUCACACAGUCCACUGUGUGAGCAGGAGGUGGACAUGCCCUCACACCGUCGAGGUGUCCACAGACUGAAAUCAUCUUCACAUUAUUGUAUUUUUUUGUUUUUGAACAAUGUGAAUAAUGUUUUCACAUAGUCCACACUGUGAACACACUGUGAUCACACUGUGUGACACUGUUCUUUCCAACAGGGAACAGGCCUACGAUUUUUUUUUUUCAUUGGGAAAGUUUAAGAGAGAGAGAGAGC
Molecule: messenger RNA, 3863 nt
Organism: Lytechinus pictus (painted urchin)
Lineage: Eukaryota; Metazoa; Echinodermata; Echinoidea; Temnopleuroida; Toxopneustidae
Product: glutamate receptor 2-like
Exons: 18
Coding region: 304-3135 (943 amino acids)
Biological process (GO): synaptic transmission, glutamatergic; modulation of chemical synaptic transmission
Cellular component (GO): AMPA glutamate receptor complex; dendritic spine; plasma membrane
Molecular function (GO): AMPA glutamate receptor activity; transmitter-gated monoatomic ion channel activity involved in regulation of postsynaptic membrane potential
Source: RefSeq, a predicted model, not a curated record